UGAAGUGUUGUCGACUUCCAAGAAAGACAGGGGGAGGCUUUAGUACACGCCCACUUUUUUGGGAAGCGGAAGAUGGACAUCUGUGUUUGCCGUAAACUGGUUCGUUUGGACGGGGCUCCAGUCGGUCGCAGCAGGAAAGAAGUCGCCGCAGACAUGUAACGCUGAGGGGAAACCGCUGUAAACAUCCAGCCGACAUGCGCUAAUUCGUCGGAGCAGCGACUGAAAGGUGCCGUCACGGUGCUUCCCCAGCCGGCGGCUCUGCUGCCAUGGAGGUGGGGAGCCUCCCCGUGGAGCUGUGGCGGGUUAUCUUGGCCUAUCUCCCCCUCCCCGACCUGGGCCGCUGCUGCCAGGUGUGCAGGGCUUGGCGGGAGCUCAUCCUCUCCCUGGACAGCACCCGCUGGAGGCAGCUCUGCCUCGGCUGCUCCGAGUGCCGACAUCCCAACUGGCCCAGCCAGCCUCACCUGGAGCCCGCCUCGUGGAGAGAAGCCCUGAAGCAGCACGCCCUGGCCAGCCGAACCUGGACUCGGAACGUCCCCGAGCUCCAGUCCUCUGCCUGCCUCCAUUUUUUCCGUCGACGAAAAGACCGUAAGGUCUGGCACGUCGGCCCCGGCUGUGAAUUUGAGACCCUGCGUGGGGCUCUGGGGGUGACGGGACCCUAUGACCGGGUUGUUCUCCAUCCAGGGGUCUACGAGGAGCAGGCUGAGGUGGCUCUGAAGGUGCCCGUGGAGCUGGUUGGUCUGGGGCGACUGGGUGAGGUGGCCCUGCUGGUGUGCAUUGAGCAGCAGUGCCCUACUGCCAGACUGUGCAACCUGGUGUUCAUGCCACCAUGGUUCUCCACUGUUGUCUACAAGACAUCAUGGGGUCACGUCCAGAUGGAUAAUUGCAACUUUGAGGGAGCUCAGCUGCAAAUCCGUGGCCCUGGAACCUGCCAGGCCCGUUUCUGCUCCUUCUCUCAAGGCAGCUCUCUCCACUUAUUCGGUGUCUUUCUCAGUUUAUUAGACAGCUGUGACUUCUCAGGAAGUGACACGGCUUCGGUGACCGUGGAAGGUCCCCCAGUGUCGGAGAGAAAUUGGGCUUGUAAACACUUGGCCGCCCUGGCCAGGACGUUCCCAUCUGGGUUUAUUAGCGCUCCUAAAGCCCCCCGGGCCGGCUCCACCGGCGGGCCUAACCCUGCAGGAGGCAAUGCAAAGAAGGAGCCCGUGGGCACAGAGGAAUGGAAAACAAGAAUGGGCGGAGAUGCGGUGUGUCAUGGAACUGUUAUUGAGGAUGGUUGGAGUGAUGGCGAUUGCAGCGAAGGAGAUGAUGAGAAAAAGGAUGCAAAGGGAAUCAACACUGCCAAAAAAAUGUUUACACUGGAUUAUAAAAUCCCAUACGAUCAUCACGGUCUGGCUCAUUUGUUGAAGCCUCGGGAAGAUGGCACUCUGCCAGUCGCCUCGUCGCCUGCUCCUCCACCUGUUACCCCAGAACCCCUCACCCUUCAAGAGGAGUUAGAGAGGGAUCCAGAGGCGCAGAUGAUGGCAGCAUCAACGCUUGGCUGCAUCGUCAGACGCUGCCUCUUCAGGGACGGGAAGGGCGGCGUGCAUUUGUCGAAUUACGGACAAGGUCGACUGGAAGAAAAUGUCUUUCGGGGGCUGAAUUAUGCUGUCCGCUGCAUCCAGAACGCCACGAUCGUAAUGCUGAGAAACGAGGUGUGCGAGUGCUGUGCGUCAGGAGUGUUUCUUCGCCUGUCUGCUCAGGGCCUGAUUGCAGAAAAUAACAUCCACUCCAACGGGGAGGCAGGCUUGGAUAUUCGGAAAGGAGCCAACCCCAUCAUUCUGUGUAACAAAAUUCACAGUGGUUUGCGCUCUGGGAUUGUCGUUCUUGGCAACGGGAGAGGUUCGAUUCGGAGCAACCUGAUCUAUAACAACAAGGAAGCGGGGGUGUACAUUCUCUUCAGUGGGAAUCCUGUGGUGAGUGGGAAUCACAUCUUCCAAGGCCAGGCCGCUGGAAUCGCCAUAAAUGAGAACGGCAGAGGGAUGAUCACCGAAAAUGUGAUCAAGGAGAACCAGUGGGGAGGUGUGGACAUCCGCAGAGGGGGCGACCCCAUUUUGAGGAACAACUAUAUUUGUUAUGGCUUCUCGGAUGGCGUGGUUGUAGGAGAGCGAGGGCGUGGGCUGAUUGAAGGAAAUCAUGUUUACUGUAACAAAGGCUGCGGCGUUUGGGUUAUGUCAUCCAGCCUCCCACAGCUUUUGGGAAAUUACAUCAUCCAUAACUGCAUGUACGGGCUGGCAGUGUUCUGCAGGAAAGAUUCAGAGAACAUGGAGUCCAGGGAGGGGAACUGGCCCGGACGGGAAGGAAUCGGUGAGGCUGGAAAUGGAGAAAGAAGAGGAGUGGAGGUGGAAGGCCGCGAAGCUCAUGAGAACUUCAACGAAGAGGGGGAACUCUUUGCUUGGGAGAGCGAUCUGGACAGCGAGGAUGGGCGGCACUCUGCUCGGCGCUCCAUCAGCGUGGCUUUAGUGGAGAGCAACUGCCUGAGUUACAAUGGAGCCGUCGGCCUGUACGUGAAGAGCAGCGAGGCCAUGAAUGUGUUUGCUAACCUCGUGAACAGCAACCGCGGCCCCGGAAUAGCCGUUCUGCAGAGCAGUCAGCUGACGCGGCUCGUUACGAACUGCAUCCUUGAGAACGAUCGAGGGGGCGUCACGGUGGAAAAGGACUGCAGGGUGGAGCUCCGCGGUAACGGCAUCUAUGAAAACAGGGGUCACGGCGUCAGGUUCAGCGGCAUUGGGCAGAUAGUGGAGAAUGAUGUUGUUGGUAACUAUGGCAACGGGAUCCAAGUCUCUUCAAGUGCUGAUAUAAAGGUCGUGCGUAACCGUGUUCAGCCAGCGCAAGGCUGUGGCAUUGCUCUCUUGGGGGCAGUAAAGGGUCUGAUCCAUGACAAUAUAUUGUUUGAGGGCCACCCAGACUACAAAAAGAAACUGAUUCAUAUGGACUCUGGCAAUGAGAGCUGUGUGCUGCAAAACAAUAUAUUAAGACACAAUGACAGUUGUCCAUCGGCCCCAUCCUCCUGGGUUUUGGAAAACCCUCCUCCUCGCCCCGCAGCCAGCUCCCCGUCUGGCAUCUCCUCAUCCCAGUUUCCAUCGCGACUCGGGCUCUCCAUGACCACCAGAGUGGGUGCUACCGUGGAAAGCGGUUGCCACAGCGGCAGCAUGUUUUGCUCUAUCCUGUGAACUUUGGCAAGCUUUUACGAACCACUAGAAUUGUGACUUUUUUUAGAGGCAUCUUAUCUAAUUUAAUCACUGCAUGGAAUGAGUGAAGUUUUCUGAUUUUUGCAGAAAAACUCUAAAGAUGUCAUUCCUUCUUGUUUAUAUGUGACUUUUAUUAAAUACCACUUCUUAAAAAAAAUAUAGACAAAUAAGAUUAUUAAGUACAUUUUAUCUUUGUAUCAUUCCAUAUCUUUGGGGAUCCAUUCCACUAUAACUCAUGCUCUCUUUUUCACCAUAAACUUUUUGUAAUCGCA
Oryzias melastigma (Indian medaka) is the source of this 3496-nucleotide messenger RNA. RefSeq names its product F-box protein 10 (gene fbxo10). The record is from RefSeq and is a predicted model, not a curated record. Lineage: Eukaryota; Metazoa; Chordata; Actinopteri; Beloniformes; Adrianichthyidae. The coding region runs from base 267 to 3206 and encodes 979 amino acids. Gene Ontology annotation, molecular function: protein binding. The transcript has 11 exons. Gene Ontology annotation, biological process: protein ubiquitination; ubiquitin-dependent protein catabolic process; regulation of apoptotic process.